Ricinus communis (castor bean) is the source of this 2161-nucleotide messenger RNA. Its product is annotated as CLP protease regulatory subunit CLPX1, mitochondrial. The transcript has 15 exons. Gene Ontology annotation, cellular component: mitochondrial matrix. Gene Ontology annotation, molecular function: ATP hydrolysis activity; ATP-dependent protein folding chaperone; ATP binding. Bases 289 to 1986 code for a protein of 565 amino acids. Lineage: Eukaryota; Viridiplantae; Streptophyta; Magnoliopsida; Malpighiales; Euphorbiaceae. The record is from RefSeq and is a predicted model, not a curated record. Gene Ontology annotation, biological process: protein folding; proteolysis; protein catabolic process.
UCGUGGCUCUCAUUCACCUUAAAAUCAGUACGUUUUUGCCGUGCAAGCUUUGUUUGGCCUGGCAGAAUUUGGUCAGAUAUUCUUUUAGUUAUAUAUUAGAUAAAACAUGCAAACAUUUCCUAUGUACAAUAUUUCUCCACCGAUUCAUGAUAAUCAUAAAAUCUAAAAUAUACCCGCUUGAAUUCAACCCCGAUUAUCUCAAACCCCUCUUUCAAGUUCCCAAUUUGAACCAUUUAUAGUAAUAAAUUCUCCCUUCUUCAUCUUCUUCAUAUCUGUUAAUUUCCCGCCAUGGCAGCAGUUUUCAGAGCCAAACCAUCAAAAGAAACAGCUUUCUAUCAAUUCAGAUACUUCAUAUUCAAUUACAUGCACGCUGGUGGUGCCAUCAUGUCUACCUCUACCUCUUACUGUACCCACCGUAAUAAAUGGGACGAUCAUUUCUCUAACACUCCUUAUCACUUCACUUCUUUUAAGCCUGUGUCUUUGCGUGGUGAAUUCAUUGAAAAGGGUAAUCAGUUAUUGGAUAAUAAGAGAAAUUGGAGCGAGAAAUUGAAAAAUAGUAGUGGUGGUGGGUCUAACUAUGGGGACCCACCAGAGGUGUGGCAGCCACCGGGAGAUGGGAUUGCAACGGUUAGAGUAAGUGAAGUCCGUGGUGGUGAAGGUAGAGGUGGGCCCGGGUCGAAUUCGAAGGAUGGAUGUUGGGGUGGAUCUGAUUUGGGUAAUAAUUUUCCAACUCCAAAGGAGAUAUGCAGGGGACUUGAUAAAUUUGUUAUUGGACAAGAUAGGGCUAAAAAGGUGCUUUCUGUCGCAGUUUACAAUCACUAUAAGAGGAUCUACCACGAUUCCAUUCAGAAAUGGUCUGCAGGAGAUUCGGGGAACAACAAAGCAGAAGCUAUGGAUGAGGAUGGAGUAGAACUUGAGAAAAGUAACAUUCUUCUAAUGGGACCAACAGGCUCAGGGAAGACAUUACUUGCCAAAACCUUGGCACGCUUUGUGAACGUUCCCUUUGUAAUUGCUGAUGCAACAACCUUGACUCAGGCAGGAUAUGUUGGGGAAGAUGUGGAGUCCAUAUUGUACAAGCUACUCAUGGCUGCUGACUAUAAUGUGGCAGCUGCCCAGCAGGGCAUCGUAUACAUCGAUGAAGUCGACAAGAUCACUAAAAAGGCUGAGAGCGUUAACAUUAGUAGAGAUGUCUCAGGUGAGGGUGUUCAGCAAGCAUUACUAAAAAUGCUUGAAGGAACGGUUGUCAAUGUGCCAGAGAAGGGAGCUCGAAAACAUCCUAGAGGUGACAAUAUUCAGAUUGAUACAAAGGAUAUUCUCUUCAUAUGUGGAGGUGCCUUUAUCGACUUGGAGAAGACUAUUUCGGAGAGGCGCCAAGACUCUUCUAUUGGGUUUGGUGCACCAGUACGUGCAAACAUGAGAAUGGGUAGUGUUACUAGUGCUGCUGUGACAUCAUCUUUAUUGGAGACUGUUGAAAGUGGUGAUCUUAUUUCAUAUGGUUUGAUACCUGAAUUCGUGGGAAGAUUUCCUGUCCUUGUGAGUUUGUCAGCUCUUACAGAGAAUCAACUUGUGCAGGUUCUGACAGAGCCAAAAAAUGCCCUUGGAAAGCAAUAUAAGAAGAUGUUUCAAAUGAACGGUGUUAGGCUACACUUCACAGAAAAUGCUUUGAGAUUAAUUGCUAAAAAAGCAAUAACCAAAAAUACUGGGGCGCGAGGGUUGCGGGCCAUACUAGAAAAUAUCUUGAUGGAUGCCAUGUAUGAGAUUCCUGAUGUUAAAACAGGAGAAGAUAUUAUAGAUGCUGUUGUAGUUGAUGAAGAGGCAGUAGGAACUGAGGGAUGUGGAACAGGAGGCAGGAUCCUCUAUGGUAAAGGUGCAUUGGAUCGUUAUCUUGCUGAAAACAAAUUAAAGGAUUCAGAGAGAACUGUGGACGGGACUGAUGGAGAUCCAGAGGUGGAAACAGAGCUUUCUUCCAUAGUGGCUAGCAUGUAAUUUUAUUGUAGUCAAAUUCAUGUACAUAGUAGUCCAUAUUAGAUUAAUAAAUUUUAAAAAUGCAAUCCUAGUGCAUUCAUUCCACGAAAUUGUGCAGUACUUGAUUCAAUGGAGCUGCAGUCAAGGUAAUGUAAUUGUACAUUUUUUAAUCAUGCGGCAGCCUUACCGAUGAUUA